AUGACAUUCACUUUAAUUUUGAUUGUUUACUUUUUCUUUGCAGUUUUGCACGCAGUUAGCUGGGAGGAGUGGUGGACUUAUGAUGGCAUAUCAGGUCCAGCCUUUUGGGGUCUCAUUAAUCCGGAAUGGUCGCUCUGCAAUAAGGGACGCCGUCAGUCACCGGUUAAUCUAGAACCACAGCGAUUGCUUUUUGAUCCGAAUCUGCGUCCGAUGCACAUUGACAAGCACAGGAUUAGCGGUAUCAUAAGCAAUACGGGUCAUAGUGUUAUCUUCACAGCUGGCAAUGAUACUGUGGCCAAUUACGAUGGCAUGCAAACACCCGUAAACAUAUCUGGCGGUCCUUUGUCUUACCGGUAUCGUUUCCAUGAGAUACACAUACACUAUGGACUCAAUGAUCAAUUUGGCUCUGAGCACAGCGUCGAAGGAUACACAUUCCCAGCAGAGAUACAGAUAUUCGGUUAUAAUUCACAAUUGUAUACCAAUUUUACCGAUGCGUUGAAUCGUGCACAAGGUAUUGUUGGUAUCUCAAUUUUGCUACAGUUGGGUGAUCUAUCUAAUCCAGAGCUUCGGAUGCUCACCGACCAGUUGGAUCGUAUACGUUAUGGUGGUGACGAGGCUUUUGUAAAAAGACUUUCAAUACGAGGACUUCUUCCGGAUACAGAUCACUACAUGACGUACGAUGGGUCGACAACGGCCCCUGCCUGCCACGAAACUGUUACUUGGAUGGUUCUCAAUAAACCGAUUUACAUAACAAAGCAACAGUUGCAUGCACUGCGGCGAUUAAUGCAGGGAAGUCCUGACCAUCCAAAAGCGCCGUUGGGUAACAAUUAUCGACCGCCACAGCCGCUUCUGCAUCGACCAAUUCGAACAAACAUUGACUUCAAGACGAAAAGAACAAGCGGCAAGUCCGCCUGUCCCACCAUGCACCACGAGGUCUACUACAAAGCGACCAGUUGGAAACAAAACUAGAGGUCUAUGCCACAACGUGCAAUUUAAAUCGUGAGACGUUUGUAGCGUGCGGCGUGAAACAGGAGCUUCCACUAACCAUAUAUACAGUUAUAUUGAAGAGAGAUGAUCUGUGACAGAAAUAGCAGAAGAAAGACCGAAAUAAAUUUAAAAAGUGGCGUAGCAUUGCGAAAUAGCAAUUAGAAUAUAUAUUCAUACACCCAAACAUAUGAUAAAAAAUUCUAUACUACUAAUAAAUUAGUAUUUAGUGUGAA
Messenger RNA from Drosophila innubila, 1220 nucleotides. It is a transcript of the gene CARPB, whose product is annotated as carbonic anhydrase-related protein 10. Gene Ontology annotation, molecular function: zinc ion binding; carbonate dehydratase activity. Bases 1 to 969 code for a protein of 322 amino acids. The transcript is spliced from 7 exons. The record is from RefSeq and is a predicted model, not a curated record. NCBI's taxonomy places the organism in Eukaryota, Metazoa, Arthropoda, Insecta, Diptera, Drosophilidae.